AUGGCGCGGCCAGUGGACUGGCUUGGCGCGUUUCUCGAACAUGAAAUUCGACAAGUUCUCGCGUGGAAGGAGGAAACCGCGCGCGUCAAACCGGACCCGGACUGCAGAUUCGAAGAUGACCAUAGCAAUUUCCGCAGUGUCGUAGACUCUUCAUUACUCCCCUCCGACGCUCGCGUGCAGAUUACGAAAAUCCUCCGAACAGACGGCGACGUGACGGCGUUUGUGACGGAUGGCUUCACCCGAGUGAAGGCGCGACUGCGUGGAAAUGUCGUGGCCGUUCUGGAAUCCGAACUAGGAGACCCCAUUGAUGCAGAAACGAGUGGAGAUGUCUUCGAGCUUCGAAAACUGACCGUCGAAAGCACUCCUUUUGGGCUUGCGGACAACUUUGUCCAACUUACUAUUGAAGAGAUUGAAUAUCUCUUUCAUCUGCGCAAGCCCCUUGGACAGGCUGGCCCGGUCGAAGAGCGGCCUGAGGUCGUUCGUCUGAUUGGAGAGAUCACCAAGCUUCGACAAAAGCAGUACGCCGCAUCGAGGGAACCCUCUCCGAACGUUCCUACACCUAGCCGUAAUCGAGGGGCGAUCUUUCAAGGUGACCAUGCUGAACAAUCACGAACAAACGGGGCCAUCCAGGUUCAGUCUCCUCGAAUAUCGUCACCUCCUGCCUCUUCGCCCACUCUUCGGUCAUCACCGAUCACCCAGCGACCGCUCGCCACGCAGGUGCCAGCCAAACGAAAACGUACGGCUCCAAAUCUGGCAAGCGAUGGCUACGAAGUCCAAACUGGGAUCAAUCUUUCGCGGCCGGUUCCGCCUACAAGGCGGGAAAGCUUUGGCAGCAGAGAUCGUGCGCAAGUCGCAGCAGCGCACGGCACAGACGGUUUGUUCUCGCUUCUCGGCAAACCAGAGGUUAAGGCCGAGCCAGCAGGUGAAGCAGUCGAAUCAGCAAUUGAUACGCAGCUUCCGCUGAGUGAAACUCGGUCUGCCCCCCGGCAAGAAGUGCCCGAAGAUCUAGUGCAUCAAUCGCCAGUCCAAACGGUGCCCGCAUCCACCGUCCGAGUAUUCGAGCCGCAACGAGCAUCAGCACCUGACAACCCCCUUCGGGUCGACUACACUCGACAUCAAAUCCCGCUCGAUCAGCAAAAGCUACUCGACAAACCAUCGGCCUGGCUCCCGUCAUUGCCUGGUCACCAGUUCCCUCGUCCGAAUGUGCCCGUCGAGCUUCUCCGCAAAUGGAACGAAUUGGCCGACUCUGCACUCAUGGCCGAGCGUGCCCCGUCUUCUACCACGAGCUCUGAACUACCCGAAGCUGUGACGGUUGAGCCUCCUAGGGAUGAACAUAUACUACUUUCAUCAGACCCUUCGGGUAGUGAAUCGUCGGAAGCGGAGGAGUUUGGGCCAUCACAGUGGAUCAAAGAACAUCACCUCUCUCCACCCACAAGCGCGGCUUCACCAUCUCCCUCAUUCGCGCAGCUGUUCAGCGCGUACAAGAAAGACUACAAGGACGACAAAAUCCGACUGUCAGAAUUCGCCGAAGAGUUAGAAGCGGUGCGCCGAGAGAGAUUUAACAACGGCAGCGGAAACUCCUCCUCACAUGCCACAUCAUCACCACUCGCUCCACCAGCGUUGUCAACAGAACCAGUUCCCGAUAGUCUCCCACGUCCACCACUACCGCCGCCACCGCCGCCACCGCCGCCUCCCGCUUUCGUGCCUCGACUGCCCGCUCCAUCGCCCGUUCCACAUCACGCAUUCGCUGCUUCGCCAAAAGUCUUCAACGAACAGCCAGUCAAAGUGAAGGAACCAGAGACUCACGUCUCAGCACCCAAACCACACGCCACCAACACCCCUCCCGCAAUCACCGUCUUCGCGGAAUUCGCUCGAGCCUACACCGACAUUCGACCCCGGGGCUCUUUUGCCGCGAAAGGCACAGAUCGGAGCAAGAUUGUGCCUGCGCCGAGGAUCAACGUGCUGGGAUGGAGUCUGUAA
Molecule: messenger RNA, 1980 nt
Organism: Neohortaea acidophila
Lineage: Eukaryota; Fungi; Ascomycota; Dothideomycetes; Mycosphaerellales; Teratosphaeriaceae
Exons: 2
Coding region: 1-1980 (659 amino acids)
Source: RefSeq, a predicted model, not a curated record